Molecule: messenger RNA, 1485 nt
Organism: Cladocopium goreaui
Lineage: Eukaryota; Dinophyceae; Suessiales; Symbiodiniaceae
Source: the annotation of a GenBank genome assembly
AUGCGCUUUCCUUGGCCUUUUCUCCUCCUGGCCCUGACGGCGGCUGCCGACGAAGCGGCGGACGUUGCGUGCCUUUUGUCGGCGCGGCGGCCGCGUCGGAAGCGGCGGCACGAACGACAGUAUCAACAAGGCGACAAGAACCUUUCGGAUUGGCACUAUGACAGCGAGGGUGGCACACGUCAAGACAUCAUCAUCGACAAGAGCGAGGUCUAUGGGAAUGUCAUUGCUGGCAACAAUGCUGGUGACAUCCACUCAAACUUUGUGGAGAAUACGGUUCGUGAUCGCAGCAUCAGUGCUGGUGAUACGGAGUUCCUUCCUGGCUUCUUCAUGAACAGGGCAGUGAGGAAGGCUGGGCAAAGGCUGAAAAGGAAAGAGCCCGCCCCUGCACGGCCGCUCGAGGAGGAAUACAUCAAGGACUUCAUCAAUUCACCUCAACGUGAAGCUUUGAGCACCCUUUCCUUCUUGGUGGACUUGAAACUCAAUGAAGCGCUGCCCAAAGCAUUGCAAGCAGUAAAUUUGCCGCGAAACUACCCAGAACAAGUGGAGUAUAUGCUGGAAAAGGUGAACGAGACGUGCAAGCGCCGAACAGGCAAUGCCGUCGUGGUAUACCUGCAACUCACAACCAAAAGCCGCGGAGACAAAUUUAGUAGGGAUGCCUGUGAUGACAUUGCUUCCACCCUCGGUGCCUUCGCUCGCAACAUCACCUACGACAAUGCCGCGUGCAAGUUCAUUUUGGAGGUCAGCGUGUCUGCAGUGGCAGACAUCAUCAAAGAAAGGUUUAACAUGUCAAGGCUGGUGGUGGUGCGACCACUACCUUCCGAAGACUUCACGUCUGUGGUCAAGGAGGUGGCGAAGCAGGGAAAUGACUUCCGGACGCUGAACAAGGUUCUUGCCGACGACAAGAUAGAGGAGGUGUUGAAGCACUACUACAUCCGCACAGGGGGCAACUUCCGCGACUUGGGCGAGAUACUGGAAAACGUCUCCAGAGAAGGUCAGAAAGGUGCGGAUGUGGUCAUCAAGCGGGUUGAGCAGUGGUACAAGCGGAGGGUGGAACCAAUUCAAAGGAAAUUGGAUGACCAGGAAGUGAAGGACUAUCUCCUCAAGGUGGCAGAGGCAGGACCCAUGGGGUAUCUCCCAGAGAGCGACGAAGACACCAAAAUGGCGUUGAAGCUUCUUCGUGAGGAGCCAGCAGACUGCGUCCUGAGGAGUACAACCAGUGAAACUGUGGCUUUGAAGCAUUGGCAUUUCGUCGCCAAGCUCUUUCAAGAGGAUGAGCAGAAGUUAAGAGAUGCAGGAUACAUGUGGAGCCAUGACGUUUUCAUGCCCAUUGGCAACACCUUCAAACGCUUCAGCGUCAGCGCCAAUGGCACGAACAUCAACCACACGGUGAACACGGACCUUGGUGACAACAACACCCAUACUUUGGGCGAAUCGGCCACUUCCCGCAGCUUUGAGGACAUCGACGAUUCAGAUGACGACACUUAA